This is a messenger RNA of Onthophagus taurus, 3029 nucleotides long. Its product is annotated as enolase-phosphatase E1. The record is from RefSeq and is a predicted model, not a curated record. Gene Ontology annotation, molecular function: magnesium ion binding; acireductone synthase activity. NCBI's taxonomy places the organism in Eukaryota, Metazoa, Arthropoda, Insecta, Coleoptera, Scarabaeidae.
AAAAUGAAAAAAAAACUCAACCAGCUCUAUUGUGUUCGUGUACGACCGCUAACGAUCGUUGUAGGAAACAGGGGUGGGGGAAAAUAAAAACGCGCAUGCGCCAAAGACCGACCUCGCCAUUUUGCACUGAUUCGCGAAAGCAUUUUUACUCCAUUCAGCUCGACAUAAACCGGUCCAUUUAUUCUCGUCCACUGCCAGUGUUCGUUUUAAAUAACAUCUAAACCAUUCGGUUUACUAGUCAAACAAAAGUUAAUAAGGAAAAGUUUCGAAGAGGAAACAUGAGCGGAGAUAAAGGGACGACAACGGUCGGCGGUUUCGAUAAAUGUUCGGUCGUGCUUUUAGACGUCGCCGGUACGACAACCUCCAACAAUUUCAUCAAGGAAACGUUGAUCCCAUACACUGCCGCAAAUCUCGAAGAGUAUUUAAAAACAAAUUGGGAUGAAGACAAAGUCAAAGAAAUUAUUAAAGCGAUAAAAGGUGAUGAAGAAUUGGAUGUUGAGAAAGCAGUAAAUGCUUUUAAAGAACUUUAUGAAAAGGAUGCCGAUAACGAACAGGUUAAAGCCAUUCAAGGAUUGAUUUCUGCUAAAGGCUAUGAUAGUGGAUCACUAAAAGCACAUGUAUUCAGUGAUGUUUCAACAUCGUUAGAAGCUUGGGCAAAAACCAAACGUGUGGCGAUUUUUUCAACUGGAAGUGUGGAAGCGCAAAAACAACUUUUUGCAAAUACAAUCGAAGGUGAUUUAACCAAAAAUAUCUCCAAUUAUUUUGAUCUUUCUGUUGGCGCAAAAACUAACGGUGAGAGUUAUGAAAAAAUCGCCAAAGAAUUAGCGGUUGGAGUACAAGAAAUUAUUUAUAUAAACGAUAAAAUUGAAGAAGCGGUAGCUGCAAAAAGUUCUGGUUUGAAUACUGUAUUAAUCGUUCGAGAUGGAAAUGAAGCACUCAAAGAUGAAGAUAAAAAAGAUUUCGCCGUGAUCUCAAGUUUUACCGAUUUAACUGGAGACGGUUCCGGAAAACGAAAGAACGAGGAUGUUGAAACUCCAGAGGCUCCACCUUCAAAGAUACCUAAAACUAUACCGGAAGAGGAGAAAAAACCAGAUGAUAAAACUUCUAUUGAAACGAUUAAACAAGAAAAUGAAGAUGUCAAAGAAGCGGAACAAGCUGUAGAAGCUAUGGAAGUAGAUACAACAGCAGACACAACCUCCACAACAACAGAAACCUCAGUUGCGAAAUUAGAGGAAGAUCAAAAAAUGGAGGAAGAUGGAAAGGAUUCUAAUAAACAGGAAGAGAAAGAGACUGAAAAGAAACCGGAAGUUAACUUGACUGAUGAAAAAGUAGUUCAGGAAGAAAAAAUGGAAGCCGAAGAAGAAGUUUCAAAGCCAAUAAAAAAGACUGAAAAUACAAAAGAAACAGAGAAAGUAGAAAAUAAAAAUGAAAAAAAAGAAACUAAAAAUGAGGAAAUUGUUCCGGAUAAGAAAGAUAUUGAAAAGAAAAAUGAAAGUGUUGUUGAAAAAUUGUCAGUAACUGAAGAAACUAAGAAAGAAACUAUAGAAAGUUCAAAAACGGAGGUUGUUGAAACGAAAUUAGAGGAAAUGGAUACUGUUUGUAAUGUUAAAACGGAUAAAGCAGAAGAAACUAAAUCAAAUGAUGAAAAAAGUGUUGAGAAAAAAGAUGAAAAAGUUCCUGUAGAAAAUAAACCUGAAAUAAUCGUUGAAAAGAAAGUCGAAGAAAAAGCAGAAAAUGAUAAAGAAGAGAAAAUUAACAAAGAAGAAACAAAAUCAACAUCAACAACAACGUCAACAGAAGAUAAAUCAAUAGAUCACAAAAAAGAAUCACAAAAGGACGAUGUUAAAGAAAUUAAAAAUGAGAAAGCAAUUAAAGAACAAACAGAAAUUAAAGAAAAAUCAACUUCAGAUGAUAUAGUUAAAGAAAAAUCAACAACAAAUGAAAAUAAUGUAAAAGAUGAUGUUAAAGAAGACAAGAAAUCAACGGAAGCUAAAUCAACGGAAGCGAAAUCAACGGAAGUGAAAUCAACGGAAGCUAAACCAGAAACGAUAGAAGAUGAGGGAAAAGUUGAAAAACAUAAUUUGAAUGAAGAAAAUACGUCCAAAGAAAGUAGCACAAAAGAAAGUGAAAUUGUGGAAGAAACAAAAGAAAAAGAUGAUGUUGAUAAAGAAAAAGUAAAUGGUGACGAAAAAGUACCAGAAAGUGAAAAUGAAAAAGAAAAUAAGAGUGAAUUGGCGAACGGAAGUAGUGGCGGUACCGAAACGGACACAAGUAGUGAUGUAAAAAAGAACGGUGGUGCUGAAGUCGUUGAAAAAGCUACGUCGGAAGGUGGCGUUGGCGUGACUGGUGAAGAGAUUAAAGUCAAAAAGAUUGAGGAAACGACCGAAUCACCGACGACGACGACGACGGCGGUUGCAGUCGAGGUAUAAUAUUUCUAUGUUUAAAAAAAAAAAAAAAAGAAAUGAGAAAAAAAUAAUAAGUAUACAUGUUUUUUCAUUUUUCUCUUCUUAUUUUUUCGUAUAUUUUUGUUUAAUGUUAAUUAUUAUUUUUUUUUUGUAUUAAUUUCAAAAAGUAGUGUACAUUUUUUAUGAUUCCAAUAAGAAAAGUAAUCUGAUUUUUGCACUGUUAUUUCGUGCGACAAAAUAAAACAUUCCAAGAAGAAAAAAAAUUAUUAAAAUCAUCUCAAUAAUGUUCGUAAAAAAUAAGUAUAAUACGAUGUGUUGAAGAAUUAUUUUCCAGUAAAAAUAUCAAUCAAGAAAAAAAAACUUACAUUAAUUUUGGCCAAAAUAAAAGAACUGCAGAAUUAAUUAUUUAUUUUCUUUCAAGUUUUUCUUGAAAAUAAUUUUUCGACACACUCUACAAUAAAGACUGGAUGUUAUUGUUUUUUCUGUGUGUAUUAUUAUCAAGUUUUGUUUAAAUGUCUUUUGGAACAGUAUUAAAAAGAAAGAAGAAAAAAAAUCGUAAAUUAAGAAAAUAAAAAUAAACCGAUGGAAGUGAAUCUCUUAAUUAAUAGAUGUACUUAGUGAUAA